Molecule: messenger RNA, 7840 nt
Organism: Pangasianodon hypophthalmus (striped catfish)
Lineage: Eukaryota; Metazoa; Chordata; Actinopteri; Siluriformes; Pangasiidae
Gene: sh3gl1a
Product: SH3-domain GRB2-like 1a
Exons: 10
Coding region: 174-1268 (364 amino acids)
Biological process (GO): synaptic vesicle uncoating
Cellular component (GO): presynapse; glutamatergic synapse; cytoplasm
Molecular function (GO): protein binding
Source: RefSeq, a predicted model, not a curated record
GUGGGAUUUUCGGAAUACGGAUAGGCGAAAAAGAUAGAGCCACCGUGUGGGUUCUGUGAAGGUGUUGGUGCAGGAAGAAGUGUUGCUGGAGUUGUGUGUGUUUGUAACAACCAAAGAGACAGGAACGAAUUUCACAUUUUCCCUGGUGUAUAGAGUGACAAGCCGACGCAAAGAUGUCUGUCGCUGGCUUGAAGAAGCAGUUUUAUAAAGCGAGUCAGAUGGUGAGUGAGAAAGUAGGAGGAGCGGAAGGCACUAAGCUGGAUGAAGACUUCAAGGACCUGGAGAGGAAGGCUGAUAUCACCAGUAAGGCCAUUGUGGAAGUGUUGUCCAGAACGUCAGAGUAUCUGCAGCCCAACCCAGCAUCUCGGGCCAAACUGUCCAUGCUGAACACUAUGUCUAAGAUUCGGGGGCAGGUGAAGAGUACCGGAUAUCCACAGGCAGAGGGAGUUUUGGGGGAGUGCAUGGCCAGAUACGGCCGCGAGAUGGGGGAGGACACCAACUUCGGUGGUGCUCUUGUUGAGAUGGGGGAGUCUAUGAGGAGGCUGGCUGAAGUCAAGGAUUCCCUGGAUAUUGACGUGAAGCAGAACUUCAUCGACCCUUUCCAGACCAUCGUAGACAAGGAUCUCAGGGACAUCCAGCAUCAGCUAAAGAAGGUGGAGGGCCGGAGGCUAGAUUAUGACUACAAGAAGAAACGGCAGGGAAAGAUUCCAGAUGAGGAGCUGCGCGCUUCUCUGGAGAAGUUCCACGAGGCCAAAGAGGGUGCAGAGAUCAGCAUGCACAAUCUCUUAGAAACUGAUGUGGAACAGGUGAGCCAGCUCUCCGCUCUGGUAGAGUCUCAGCUGCAGUAUCACAAACAGGCGGUGCAGGUGCUGGAAGAACUGUCCGAGAAAAUGAGAGACAGACUGAACAAUGCCCAGGCUCAGCCACGUCAGAAGCGAAUGCCCAAGCCAAUGCCCAGCUUUGACUCGGACCCGGAGUCUUCUAACGGGAGUUUCAGCCCAACAUCUGUUCCCUCGAGCUAUAACGCAGCACCUGCUCUACCCACCCGAACCUCUGUACGCCAGAAACGGCAAUCACUGGACCAGCCUUGCUGUAAAGCCCUGUAUGACUUUGAGCCAGAGAACGAUGGAGAGCUGGGUUUCCGUGAGGGCGACAUCAUCACACUGACCAGCCAGAUCGAUGAGAACUGGUACGAGGGCACGCUGCGUGGCCAAGCCGGCUACUUCCCCUGCAACUACGUCGAGGUGGUGGUACCACUUCCUCACUGAAGCCCACUGACUGGAGAAACGAGGGACGGCAGGGAAGAGAGAGAGCGAGAGAGAGAUAUAGAGUUGCAGUGGUGACAAGAUGGAGGGUUAAAUAAAAAGCAGCAAAGGCUGGAGACUUGGAACAGUGUAUGAAUACGAACUACGCCAUGAGACGCAAAAUAUUCUGUUCUUUCCUGUGCAGUUUUUCCAGAAUGUCUCUUCAGUCAGAUUACCAGUGGAGGUGGGUCUCUAAAACACUAUCAUAUCCAGAAAUCUUGCCCUGCCCUCUUAAUGAGUGACUGAGCCAAGAGAGAUUAUAUUCUAUAUUUUCCCUAAAUCUUAUUUUUUUCCUUCAGAAAUAUGUUAAACACAGUCUCUCUCUCUUUUUUUAUCAUAAUGUACAUCAUCCGAUUCUGUCCCUCUUCCGUCUUCCCUUCACAAUUAUGUAAACAGGCUUGUCUUUGCGUUUUUAAUCAAGUGGACCUCAUUUUUUUGUGUGUGUACUCUCUGCCCCCUAGUGGCCAUACCAUGAUACAACACCUCAAACCAUUUGAAGUAUAUGCACCAGCUUUUCACCGGCGUACUUGAUUCCGAUUCUGAUUUCUUCUGCUCUUUUUGUACCGAAUAGUUUGACCUUUUGAUAAGAGUUACUUACGUCCAGAUCUUUUUGCCAACGAAUCUGAAGGUCAGACCAUAAUCAGCCUACAACUCGUGUUUAUUUGCUAACAGUGUUGCUCAGACGUCCCUGUAGUUUUAUAGUCCGGCUCUGCGACCCUGACUAAUGAUGCUUGACCAUUUCUCUAGCUGGUUAGGAGAAAUGAUAAGGAAAGAUUUGUUUAGAUUUAAUCCAUAAAUCAGGACUCAACCACCUUGAUGUUUGUUUACAGCACACAGCACUUGAUUGGAAGAAGUGCCUGGAGUGUUAAUGUGAGUGAGUGACAAUCUGGCCAAAAAUAAGAACAUUUUCAGCUUCUUUUUUUUUUGGCCUUGGUUUCAACAUAACUCCUCUUUUAUUAGGUUCUCUUCUUUCAGAUAGUUUUUGUUUAUCGAGGCCAAGAAACUCCUGUAUUGCUCUGUAUUGCUCUCAGUUCCUUCGUGAAAAAUGAUUAGACAUGAUCUGAUACAGAGGUGGACAAAUCAUAAAUAAAUUACCUAACGCACUAGCCAAGUAAAAGCUCUAAUGUGUUGCCCAGUCUCGUGUUUUGGUGGCCCAGAAACCGAAAUGAUGGCUAAAAGUGGUAGCUAUAUUAAUGUAAUAACAUAGCUAGGUAGUUAAGUGCAUUAAUAUAUUCUACUCUAAUUAUAAUCCUCUUCUAGCACAUCAUGUUUGCAGCCUCGACAAAAAAUCCGCAAGUAGUUGGCCAGAGUUUUAGCUAUGACAUUAGCUUCUGUCCUUACACUGCACAAAAAGAUAGUAUGUGAGUUUGGCUAGCAUCUGUAUUUUCUCUCUAUGUGUUUAACCUUGAUGGGACUGCAGGAGAGUUUUACUCUGGCUUUGUGCUGCACUUUAUUUUGCUCAGAUUCAUCAGCGUUAACGUCUGCGUGUUCGUGAUCCAGAAGAUCUGUGUUUGCUAAUUAAUCCACCUGGUAAAAUCCGUUCUGCCGUCACCCAGAGCGCUCCUCAGCCGAUGUGUGUAGUGCAGCAGGCAGUGGGAUUUGGCAUGAAUAGCGCACCACCAUGAAGCGAUUUAAGCUUGAAUAUAGCUACAUAACAAAUGAAAACGUUUUGUUUUGAGAAAGUCAAAAAAGUAGAAAGAUUUUCUUUUCUUUUCUGGUUAGUAACUCGUCUACUACUCGUUCGAAUAAAAAAAUCAAUUUAAAAAACGUUCACAGCGUCAAGUUAUGUCACACCACCCUAAAGCGCAUUCGUUCACGCAUAGCUACAUAGCGGGCUCCUAAGCAGUGCAACAGAAAAGCGAUCAUUCUAUCGUCUGGAGUGUUUGAAUCCCAACGGUGCCAGGUAGCAAAACUGGUCCUGCUCUCUGGGUGGGCGAGAUGCUAUACUCUCUCUCUCGCCUGUCAAUCACAGUGAUGCUAGCCAAUCGUGGGCGUCUUUGAGCUCAUGUAUGUGGAAGAGGGCGGAUAGCGCUUCUCCGACGAGUGUAUUGCGAUGUCCAGCAUGUUGAAAAGAUGAGUUUGGUUGGUGUCACGUUAGCAUUCAGAUGUCGUGUGAUGUGGGCGAGCUGGCUGGGGGGUGGGAAUUAGCAGGUGACCAAAUUGGGGAGAAAACAUAGUUACAUUCCAAAUGAAAACGUUUGUUUUGCAGACUUAAGACCUACUUGUCCAUUGAGCAGCUACAAAUAACAACAAACAACUUUUGCUUUGUCCACCUCUGUAAUAUGAAACUUGUAAGGUAAAGGGAAACUGAGCUAUUGUAACAUCCUCUUUGAAUUUGACCCGCACUGUGUACAUGUGUACUGUGCUUUAUGGUGUAAUGCGAUCCUCCCCGGUUCUUCCUGUCUGGAUGAAGCAGAGCUGCUUUCUGUACGAGUCUGUACGAGUCUAAGCUGAACCUAAAGACAAAUCUUUGACCUAUUUCAUGACUUUAUCUAUUUUUAAUGUUCAAAGUUGUUUCGUGUGUGUGAUUGCACAACAAUGUGUCAAAGGAUGCACAUGGUUUUGUUUCAGGGUUUUUCACCUGCACUUUUUUUUAAACUCACAAACUGCUUGAUGCAUAAAAUGAAGCCUGGAAUUAAAAGCCAGAGCAAGAAUCUGGGUUUUCAUCAAGAGUUUUCACUCAUCUUCCAUGUCUGGGCGGAUCUAGUAUUAUCUCUGCUUAUCCUUUACAGACUGUUUUUUAUAAGCGACACUACAGGACAAGCCUUAUAUCAGGAUCAAUCUUCUGUAGGAAACCUUUUAUGUUUUUUUUUUUUUUUUUUCCCUGAUUUUUCUCAUUAGCUGCUAUCUUUUAUUAUUCAGCUUUAAUUAAAACUGGUCCAUUUCUCUUCUGAGUUCACUCUACCACGUGCACAUUUUUGUAAUGGGUGAUUAAUCAGCACAGUGAAAUGAGGUGUCGGUCUUUUGUAAUGAAGUGCAUUGUGGUAGCGUGUGUAGUUUUUUUUUCCCGUUCUGCUGUAAUGCUUCCGAGGACAAUCUGGGGAGGGACUCCGUACGGUAUUUAUAUGAGGUAUUAAACUGCGAAUCCAAAUGUCACCGGAUGAUAUUUUUAAAAAAUAUAUUUUUCAUAUGUGGAAUAUUAACUACUAAAAGUAAAAUAGCUUUAUUUUAAUACAUCGCAAAGACAACUAGGCCACACAUUACGUAAUAUGCGAUAUGAAUUUAAUGCUUACCUUCUUGUAGCUUUAGCAUCUUGUCUUUAAAGGGCUCCAUUUUGAAAUCAGGUUUAUAUUUGUGAUAGGUUUUAAAGCCUAAAACAUUUGUGCCUGUGUCUCUCUUCCGUUAAUGUUUGAAAUGUUUCCCUGUUAUUACAGUGAAUAUGACUAAAAAGAUAUAUUUUUCAUCUUAAAUAAACAGACAAAUGGAAAAAAAUCUGCGUUCUCUGCUUGUGAAUUGUGCAUUGAUAUUACUCUUAGGCAAUAUGGCGGUUAAGCAGGUAGCGUUGCCAUCUUACAGCUAUAGGUUUGAUCCUGAGCUCAGGUCACUGUCUGUGUGGAGUUGCACAUGUUGUCCCGGUGUCCAUAUGAGUUUCCUCUGGGUUCUCCAGUUUCCUCCCACUGUCCAAAAACAUACCAGUAUGGCAGGGUGUCCAAAGUCUGACCCCAGGGCCAAAUGCAGCAUGUGGACAGAUGUUAACUGGCCCGGGGCGUCUCUAUUAGAAUGUAUGAUAGUUAGACUGUGUUAACGGUUACAAUUUAAGAGCCUUUUUUUUCACACUGAAUACACCUGCAAAUUAAUUUACACAGUGAUACUUGGUCAUGGUUUCAGACAAAAAGCACAACGUUAACAGUGAGGAGUGAAAAAGAGCUGGAAGCCACGAAGCAUGGAAAUCCUUUUAAGAAUUCUGGAAAGAGUACUUAACUAAAGUGGACUUGCAACCAAGUAUUAAAAAUGACAAUUUAAUUUAUGACUGUUAGUUUGGCUAAUAACUUUUGGUCCCUGAAAUAGGGGGGGACCACAUAUAAAAAGUGAGACACCCAGGGGGUAUUGUGGCCUCUUGUUCGGUGUUCCCGGGAUUGACUCCGGAUCCACCGCAACCCUGACCAGGAAAAAGCAGUUACUGAAAAUGAAAAUAUUCCUUUUUUUAAACUAUAGGGUUAGUCUCAAACUAUAAUCAAACUAUACUAAUUGUUUAUCAUUUUUGUAGUGUAUUAAGCAUGUCUUCUUUAAGGUGUUGCUGUAGUUUGAGGAUUCCUUUGAUUUAUAAUAAUGAAACAAUAUACAGUGAAUAAGAUAUUUAUUAUUAUUAUUAUUAUUAUUAUUAUUAUUAUUAUUAUUAUACUGCAGCUUUGUUGAAUUCUCCGAUCUGGUUGGUCCGAAGGUUUUGAUUCAUUUUGUAUAACAGUAGCACUGAUAGUAGCGCUAUAUAUUCAUGAGCUUCUUCUAAUAGGUUAUCGUUUCUAUGGUAACAGCUCAUUCAUAGGGACCUGUAUGGUGGACAUAAUCUAAGCCUAAUAAUAAACAGAUUAAAAAGAAGUGAUGUUAUUUAAGAAAAAGAAAAAUGUAUAAUCGUUGAUAUGGUAACAUAGUAUAAGCAAUACAGUUUUCUGUAAGGUGAAUUUAUUUAUUUAACGUUUACAGAAGGAGUCUCCAGUGUCAGUGUUUUGUAACAGUCAGUAAGUUUUCCGCCACACGAGAGUCUUCCGGUUUCCAGUUUCUCUGAAACAUGCCAAGCUGCUUUUUUUGUUUGUUUCUUUACUUAAAGAGACAGAAAAAAAGAGUCUGGUGAGAAAAUGAAUAUUUAAAGCUGUUAUCAUAUGAUAACAUGGACUAACCUGUGGACGUUCCGCAACAUUAAAUGUAACUAUAAAUGGAUAAAAAGUAUGAUGUGUACUUCAUUAAUAAAUUGCCGUGGUAUAAGAGAUAAAACACUUCUGGACAUGCUGUUGUUGGAAAAUAGUUGACUUCAGAGUAGUAACCAUCCCAGCAGUGAUGUUUUCCCUAUAACAGCAGUGUUAUUCCUUAUAUUACAUUAAAUUAUAGCCAACUGAGCUAUGAAUAUUGAUGGCUGUCAUAUUGUCAAGUGUUAUAUGAAAUGUUCUACUCUUAUAAAAAUGGUUGCUAUAAGACUCAUACACAAGCACAAACUCUAGGUUUUUGCGUUUGUUUACCUCACCAUCAUAAAAAAAAGGUUGCUUUAUGCUCUAAAUUCCUUGAGGGAACAAUCUAAUCAGAGCCUGCCAUAUUGGCCAUGCCGGAUAUGAGCUGUGAGCAGACUAUUGUGUGUCUGUGAGGAUUCAUCUAUUUGCAGAUAGAUUUUGUCUGCCAGCUUUCACCCAGAGAAGGCGUGUCAUGGUUUUUUUUUCUGGCAUGCUAUACAGUUUAUGGAAAGCCAAAAGCUCCAAAACAACCUACUUUUGCCGAAAGCUUCAUGAUCAUUCAAUUUACUUUCUGUUUUUUGAUAUUAGAAUUUGGUUAUCAUGGGAUAAGACCUUGUUCAGAGCUCGUUAUCAUGAUGCAUCGUGUUUAAAUAUCCUAUAAUUACAAAGUUCUUCAUCAGUUCUACUUAAUGCUUGUGAUCCUCUGCCAUUUAUACACUGCAUAUUAUUCACAUCUGUUCACAUCUGUGACCUCAUGAGAUGUUUAUUAGUCUGAAACUGAGCCAGGACCACACUGAUAGUAGAUGAUGGAUGGUCUCGCAUGCCUCCCUUUCUAUUCAGAGAUAUUUAUUUCAGUUUUGACAUAGAUGCCUCUCUUAACUACUCUUUCAAGUGCGUUGUUUUUUUCUGGCCAGAAUGUGUACAUUACUAAUCUCAAAGAAGUUUCCUUUGGCCUUUAAGGGGAGAUAGACUGCUGAGUGAUGAAUCUACGUCUGAGGAAUCUGCCCUCUUGUCAUGAGACAUCUGUUUAUAAUACUACACCCCAGUAUGAUGUUUAUUUCAUGAUGUCAUGAGCGUGCCUCGCACACAUUGCUUAAAUAGCAAGGAUUCCGUAUCAUUUAGAUGGAGAACUGAAGAAGAGGAAAGAGGAGCAGUGAAACAUCAACAUGAGCUGAAGUCUGGUAAGACUUACGGAAACAGGACAAAAUAUUAUAGUAGGAACAUAGUGUUCAAACUGCGAAUAAUUAUGCAUAUGCUUAUAGAGCACUUCAAAUAUGUAAUGCACUGGACGUCACAGGCAAUGUGCUUCCUCUUCUCCAUACAUGAAAUGUAACUACACCACUGAACCCCACCCUGAAAUACUCCCAAAUACUUAUACAGUUGAGGUCAAAAGUUUACAUCCCCCUUUCAGAAUCUGCCAAAUGUUUAUUAUUUUAGCAAAAUAAGAGGGAUCAUACAAAAUGCAUGUUAUUGUUUAUUUAGUGCUGACCUGAAUAAGAUAUUUCACAUAAAAGAUGUUUACAUAUAGUCCACAAGAGAAAAUAAUAGUUGAAUUUAUAAAAAUGAUCCCGUUCAAAAGUUUACAUCCCCUUGAUUCUUAAUACUGUGUUGUUACCUGAAUGAUCCACAGCUGUGUUUUUUUGUUUACUGAUAGUU